Sus scrofa (pig) is the source of this 1082-nucleotide messenger RNA. RefSeq names its product growth differentiation factor 15 (gene GDF15). The record is from RefSeq and is marked provisional. Lineage: Eukaryota; Metazoa; Chordata; Mammalia; Artiodactyla; Suidae. Gene Ontology annotation, cellular component: extracellular region. Gene Ontology annotation, molecular function: cytokine activity; growth factor activity.
UCCCAGCUUAGUGCUUAACCGUCAGAGUCAUGCCUGGGCAGCUACCAUCACCACCGCGCCGCUCUCCGACGCUGCUGAUGCUGCUGAUGCUCUCCUGGCUGCCGUCGGGAGGCGCCCUAUCUCUGGCCCAGGAGCACCUCCCAGCUUUACCGGGACCCUCAGACGUGCACUCCAGUUCAGAUGUCUCCAGAUUCCGGGAGUUGCGGAAACGCUACGAAGAUUUGCUGACCCGGCUUCGAGCGAACCAGACCUGGGAAGACUCGAACCCGAACCUCAUCCCCGCUCCUCAAGUCCGGAUAGUCACUCCAAAGUUUCGACUUGGGCCAGGCGGCCACCUGCACCUGCGCAUCCCUCGCGUCAACUUAACUGAGGGGCUCCCCGCAGCCUCCCGCCUGCAUCGGGCCCUUCUCCGACUGUCCCCGACGGCUCGGAGCUCGUGGGACGUGACGCGACCACUACGGCGUCAGCUCAGCGUCGGAGGUUCCCGAGGUUCGGCAAUACACCUGCGACUGUUGCAGCGACCGGACCAGCUGCUGGAGGCGUUGCCCGCUGGACAGCCCCAGCUUGAGCUGCACUGGCGGCCAAGCUCUACUAGGGGGCGCCGUAACACGCAUGCGCACACCCGGGACGGUUGCCCGCUUGGGACAGGGCGCUGCUGCCGCCUGCAGAGCCUGCGCGCGUCGUUGGAGGACCUAGGCUGGGCCGACUGGGUCUUGGCGCCCCGCGAGCUGGACGUGCGCAUGUGCGUCGGCGCGUGCCCGAGCCACUUCCGAUCGGCUAACACGCACGCGCAGAUGCAGGCGCGCUUGCACGGCCUGAACCCUGAUGCUGCCCCUGCUCCAUGCUGUGUGCCAGCCAGCUAUGAGCCGGUGGUUCUUAUGCACCAGGACAGCGAUGGCCGUGUGUCACUCACACCCUUCGAUGACCUUGUGGCCAAGGACUGCCACUGCGUAUGAGCGGCCCUGGUCCUACACUUAGGACAGGAGCACAGUGGAAGUGACUUCGUUCUUGCUUGUCCAAUGGGUUUGUGGCACCUGAAUACCCCAUUCUUAACCAUUGCUGUCUGCUCUCUCCCGCCCAAA